AUGAAGAAGAAAUUGUAUUAAUGUGUACCCUAAGAUUUAAAAUGGAAAGAAGAUAAAAUGAUCAUUUAAUCCUAAUUUAAAAAAGAGAAUGAUGAAAUUUGCUAUCUCUUAGGGUUCAAUAAUUAUAUCAUAAUUACGAAAGUAAUGAAAGUUUUUCAACCAUAGGAUCUGUAGCAAUAGCCAAAGAAAUACAUACAUCUAGAUUUUGAUAUCAAGUUUGAAAUUUUGAGGGAGAAUCAGGUCAAAUAAGGUGAUGAGGAUGAUUCUUUGGGUUAAAUUAAAGGAAUAAGCCUAAUUAAAGAUCUUGGCAAUGAAACAAUAACUUAUAAGAAGUACCUUGGAGGAGAGAAAAUAAUCAAGUAAUGGCGGGAGUACUUGAGUAACAGGAUAAACUAAUGGCAAUUUCACCAAAUGUUUAAAGUUUACAAAAAAAUUGGGAAGGGUAAUUUUGCAUCAGUUUAUUUGGCAUAGAAAAUUGAGGAUUAGAAGAAAAUGGCAAUUAAAGCAUUUUCUAAGCAAGCAGCAUAUGCGGAGGAAUAGGGCAAAGAAGCUAUUGUAAACGAGUUAAAGAUAAUGAGAUAACUAAAUCAUGCGCAUAUAAUGUAGAUGCAUGAGGUAUAUGAAACCUCAAAUUCACUAUAUGUGGCGCUUGAAUUGUUAGAAGGAGGCUCUUUGUAUGAUUUGAUAAAAGAGAAGACAUUACUGUCAACUACCUAGAUUUAAUAGAUUAUGGUGGGAGUGUUGUAAGGAUUACAUCACAUGCAUUAAAAAAAGAUCAUGCAUCGAGAUCUAAAACUAGAAAACAUUCUGUUUAAACAAUAAAAAUAAAUGGAUUCAGUUGUUAUUGCUGAUUUUGGAUUGGCAACUAAGGUUGAUGAACCUGUAUAUUUGUAUUAUAGAUGCGGUACUCCUGGUUAUGUUGCUCCUGAAGUUAUAAACAUCAAGGAUGUAUAAGGACAUUAUAGUGAAGUUUGUGAUAUCUUCAGUCUUGGACUUGUGUUUUACUUAUUGUUAUCUGGGAAAUAGGCAUUUCCUGGUAAAUCUUAUGGGACUGUUGUCAAAUAAAAUAGAGAAGCUGUAAUUGAUUUUAAGAUUAAACAAUUGCAAUAAGCACCUAGUUAAGCUUUGGAUCUAAUGAAGAAGAUGCUUGAGAGAGAUCCAAAUAAAAGAGUCUCUGCUACUGAUUGUUUAAAGCAUCCUUUCCUUGCUGAAAUGAAUAAUCAAAUGGCAGAUGAUUUUGUAAAUGAUUCAUUCGAUGAAAUUGAUGAAAUUGGAGAAGUUGCUUUGAGAAUGAAUGCAUUAAACGAAGAAACCAUCAAAUUUGAUGCUUUCAGACGAAAUGCAAUCCUAAAUUCUCCGGGCUCACCAGGAAUUUUAGACACAAAAUAAUUAAAGUAACAGAAAGUUAUAGACUCUUUAAAUCAACUUUAAAUGAACUCUCCUUUGCUUAAUGGAAAAACUGAUACUUUCGAUAGUAUACCCAAUAUUGGCACUCCCAAAAAUAAGCAAUGCUAAAAUGGUUUUUAAUAAUCACCUAUGAUUAAACAUUCGUAAUUUAAAAAAUCUAUUCCAUUAUAGUAAUAAAAUCAAGAUAACCCAUUAUAAAAAUACUCAUAAUAAUAAAAAAAUUGAUAAAAACUCAAUAUAUUAAAUUUUAAAAUAUAAUAAUAUUUUUUA
Molecule: messenger RNA, 1677 nt
Organism: Paramecium tetraurelia
Lineage: Eukaryota; Ciliophora; Oligohymenophorea; Peniculida; Parameciidae
Exons: 5
Biological process (GO): protein phosphorylation; mitotic DNA damage checkpoint signaling
Cellular component (GO): cytoplasm; nucleus
Molecular function (GO): protein serine/threonine kinase activity; ATP binding
Source: RefSeq, a predicted model, not a curated record